Molecule: messenger RNA, 2125 nt
Organism: Gadus macrocephalus (Pacific cod)
Lineage: Eukaryota; Metazoa; Chordata; Actinopteri; Gadiformes; Gadidae
Gene: acp6
Product: acid phosphatase 6, lysophosphatidic
Exons: 11
Coding region: 174-1547 (457 amino acids)
Biological process (GO): dephosphorylation
Molecular function (GO): phosphatase activity
Source: RefSeq, a predicted model, not a curated record
AAUUAUUCACGACGGCCUUCACUACCGGUGUAAGAAAACCCCGCUUCCGGUCGCAUGUAGGAACCUUCCCUGACCCAGAAGAACCAGCGGCUCCUCGGGACUUGGGCCCUCUUUAAAACGCGCAGGGGCCCUCAUUCACACCCGGAUGACAUCCGGGACGGUUGUGUGUUCGGAUGGGGUUAGUUUGCGGUCCCUCCGUCCCUGAGGAGACAGACCUUACGUCAUGUGUGGACUGUGGGAUGCUCACCUGCUCCAGGAUACGACAGCAGAACAUGAGGACCAUUUGGGCCAGAGCAGGUGUUUUAGGUUCCGUGUCGGUGGCGUUCGGGUCGAUGUGGUGGUCGCAGCAGAAGACUGAAGUCGACCCCAUGGCGUCCAGCUGUCCCGCGGUCCACACACACUCUACCUCUCCCUACGAGCUGAAGCUGGUGCAGGUUCUGUUCCGGCAUGGGGCCAGAACGCCCCUCAAGUCCAUUCCUGACAUACUGGAGGCCCAGUGGGUGCCGUCCCUCCUCCACCCCCCAGCCCACACCAAGAUGAACUACGUGGUGACGGACCUGGAGGGCGGGCCGCAGCCCCCCAUGCCCGUGGAGGACAGCUACAGGAAGACCACCCUGGCUGGGGGGACCUUCCCUGGGCAGCUGACCACGCUGGGCAUGCAGCAGCUGUACGAGCUGGGGGAGAGGCUGAGGAAGAGAUACGUGGAGGAAGACCCCUUCCUCAGCCCUGUCUUCAGCUCCACCGAGGUCUACGUGCGUUCCACCAACAUCGUGAGGACCAUCGAGUCCGCCAAGUGCCUGGUGGCGGGCCUCUUCAAGCAGCAGCAGACAGGCGCGGUGCCCAUACUGACGACGGAGGCUCUGUCUGAAAGCCUGUACCCCAACUACAACGGCUGCAAACUCCUCAAGAUGAUCGCAGGACACCGCUGGGCAGAGUCAGCGACGGUCCCCGACAUCGUCGACGACCUGAAGCGCGUCCACAAAGCCCUCGGCAUCUCGUCCAAUCAGCGCGUCGACUUCAUCCUCAUCAGAGACGACAUGGUGGCCCGAGAGGCCCACGGGCUGCCCUGCCCGGCCGUGCUGCGGGCCUGGAGCUCCACGGUGGAGCGGCGGGCCGUGGACAUGAUCUACCACAUCUACGAGCCCAGCAAGAGGGAGAACCUGCAGCUGUGCGUGGGGCCCCUGCUGCACAUGCUGAUGGGCAACAUCGAGGAGAAGCUCCUGGGAACGGCGGCGGAGCCCGACAGGAAGCUGUUCCUGUACUCGGCCCACGACACCACCCUGAUCCCCUGUCUGAUGGCCAUGGGGAUCUUCGACAUGCGCUGGCCGCCGUACGCCGCCGACAUCACCCUGGAGCUGCACCAGCACCGGCAGACCAAGGAGGCCUUCGUCAAGGUGUCCUACAUCGGCCAGGACCAGCUGAUCCCGGGCUGCAGCGGCGUGUACUGCCCCGUCCAGGAGUUCAAACAGGCCCUGGCCGCCUGCUCCCUGUCCGCUGACCUCUACCAGUCCCGAUGCAGCAACACCGAGGGCGUGGCCGCGCCCUGAGCCCCGCCCCCUGUCCGUUAGUCCAAGGAGGCGGAGUCUGUGAAGGUCCUCGUUAAGGUCAACCAGCAGACGUCCUUCAGGCAGCGAGGCGUUGCAUCUUAACGACCAAAACGACCUUCAGACGUUGGUUACGAUUUAUCGCACAAUGCUAGCGGGGGAAACCUGAUGAUGUUGGAUUGUAUUUAUUUUCCUAUUCCCGAUUCCCAAGUUAUCCCAGACAGAACAUGAAUGAAUAAAUGAGAACUUUUAUCAACGAUUAGAAUACAAAAUCACAGGUCAGUUCUUCUGGACUAUCCAGUUGUGUUUUCCGCUGUGAUGCUAACCUUUAUCACACUCAAACGAAGAACACCCGACUACAUUUUUAUUUGGCUGACGCCGAGUGCUUUCACGGCCGAGCGGUCCUCAGUGUCUGCCCUAUGCAAGCCUUUUAUCAUCACGCUGAACGAUGCCCGCUGAUACUUGAAGAUGCAUGCACCGCUCAAUACACUGGGCAUCUAUUUUUUCACCUCUAAGUUAUUUCAAAUACAUUUUGGUUUUGCUUUGUGGAUUAAUAAUGAAUAAAGAACUGGUUGAACUCA